AACAACGACUUCAUUCCGCGAUGAUGAACGAAGCAGUGAUCGUAGAAAGUGACAGCAACAGCAACAGUGAUUACAGUCUUCAAUUGAAUCGAUGGUUCUUACAAUCAAUCGGCGCUUGGCCAUCGUCUCCUUCCACGACAAGACUAGAAAAGAUCGUUUCAUUUAUUUUAAACAUCGUUUGCUUAAGUAUUGUAAUUCUCGCUGUGAUUCCUAGUUUACUGCUAAUGAUUCUAGGAGACGAAAGCUUCAACUUCAAAUUGAAGAUGUUCGGUUAUGUAAGCCAUUGGAUCUUCAGCGGCAUUAAUUACACAGCUUUGUUAACACAUGGCAAAAAUAUACGACAAUGCAUAGAACAUAUAGAAGCUGACUGGCGAACAGUAACCAGAGAGGAGGAUAGAAACGUGAUGCUGAAGAACGCGAAAUUAGGCCGCUACAUAGCGGGUUUUUCCGUCAUUUUUGUGCAGGGUAGCGUUUUGUGCUUUUUUUUCGUGGCAGCAUUAAAUACAGUGGAGAUACAAAUUGGAAACGAGACGAGGGUCGUACACUUUUUACCUUGUGCAGUAUACAAGAAGCUGGUGAACGUCGAUGAUAGUCUAACAAACGAAAUCAUGCUUCUCUUGCAAAUGUGGUCCACUGUUAUAGCAAAUUCUAGUACAAGUGGGAUUUUUGGUUUGUCAGCUGUGCUAGCUGCACACUCGUGCGGUCAAUUGAACGUAAUUAUGGUAUGGAUAACUGAAUUUGUUAAUAAGGCCAGAGAAAGGAAGAAAACUGGCAGUUUUAUCGAAAUUAGAAUGAUCGUGGAACGACACCUGAGGACAUUGAAUUUUAUAUCGUGUAUCGAGGAUGUGAUGAACAAAAUAUAUUUUGUCGAGAUGUUCAGAUCCACGAUGGAUAUUUGCGUAAUUGGCUAUUAUAUUCUUUCGGAAUGGGCUGACCAUGAUAUUCAGAAUUUGAUUACGUAUUUUAUGAUGCUCAUUUCAAUUUGUUUUGACAUUUUCGUGAUAUGUUAUAUCAGUGAAAUAUUAACGGAGCAGUGCCAAAAAGUUGGUGAAGUGGUUUAUAUGACAAACUGGUAUUAUUUACCCAAUAAAGUAAUCCUCGACUUGAUUUUGAUCAUCGCGCGAUCGAGUAUGGUUGUUCAAUUGACUGCAGGAAAAUUCAUUCAGAUGUCCGUUUAUACGUUUGGUAAUGUAUUAAAAACAGGUUUCGCGUAUUUGAAUAUGUUACAACAAAUGACGGGAUAAAAUGGAAUCCUAGAAAAAGUGUAACGUGUUUUUAAAAAUUGUAUAUAUAAAGAAUGA
Bombus pyrosoma is the source of this 1301-nucleotide messenger RNA. Its product is annotated as odorant receptor 85c-like. The transcript has 5 exons. Gene Ontology annotation, molecular function: odorant binding; olfactory receptor activity. Gene Ontology annotation, biological process: sensory perception of smell; detection of chemical stimulus involved in sensory perception of smell. NCBI's taxonomy places the organism in Eukaryota, Metazoa, Arthropoda, Insecta, Hymenoptera, Apidae. Bases 21 to 1244 code for a protein of 407 amino acids. The record is from RefSeq and is a predicted model, not a curated record. Gene Ontology annotation, cellular component: plasma membrane.